Sitophilus oryzae (rice weevil) is the source of this 3075-nucleotide messenger RNA. RefSeq lists its product as uncharacterized. The transcript is spliced from 8 exons. Gene Ontology annotation, molecular function: protein tyrosine phosphatase activity. The coding region runs from base 376 to 2886 and encodes 836 amino acids. NCBI's taxonomy places the organism in Eukaryota, Metazoa, Arthropoda, Insecta, Coleoptera, Curculionidae. The record is from RefSeq and is a predicted model, not a curated record. Gene Ontology annotation, biological process: protein dephosphorylation.
UCAGCCGAAACAGGUUAUCUCAUUGAUAAUAAUUCGUCCCAUUCAUGCAUUCUAGCUUUAUUGAUCUAAUCAUCUGACGUUUCUUUGAGAAAAUCUAGCGAGCGUUGAUGACCUACUCUACUAGCCCCAGUGUUUACAAAUUCGAGUGUAAAAUGUCUGAAUUUUCUUGCCACAGUUUUCCUAAAUUUCCCGAGGAAAAUACCCGUAAACAGUUCAAAGAUGUUUAGAAUUUCUCUGUUGACAUCACCAGACAGUAUACAGUCAAAUGAUCAAGGUAAACAGUGCAAGAAACUAAAAGUUUAAAGGCUCUGUAUUAUUUUAAGUUGGUUUGAGUUAUUUGUGAGCAGUGACCUAGGAAGUAGACUGUAAGUAGUUAUGGAUAGUAAUACAGGAGAUGAUAGAGAAAAUAGUGAAUCAACAUCAACAAAUAACACAAAAAAAGAGCGUAAUUUCCCUGCUCUUGAUUUAAAGGAUCAAGCAACGCUUUCAACAGACACUCAACCUGUUUUGGUGGUGCACAGCCCUAAAACACCGACAUUAUCGAGAAAACUUAAGGCAGUCAGUUUGGACAGCGAGCCCCAGCCACAAACAAAUACAUUAGAGGUAUCACGUGAUGUUUUUUCUAUGCCCAACACCCCCAAAAGACAGUUCAAGCAGAAACUAUCAUGCGAUUUCGACGACGGCGCACCCAAAAGCACACUAGCCCCGAGUUUCAGUUCGAACCUGAAAAAAUUCGCAUCGAACAACAGCAUUAGCGGCUCCCAAACACUGAAAACGCUACCGGAAAUCAAUGCCCUACAGGAUUUCUCCGAUUGCCCCACUCCGGAGCCCCAGAAAAUACGUGCCAAGGGACUUUUGGAACGCAGAGGUUCCAAUGCCAGUCUCACAAUAGAUUUAGGCUCUUCACAAAAUAUAACUGAAGUGAAGCCAGUGCCGUUGAGCAGGUUGAACACUGCGAAAAGCGUGUCUAAUUUGUAUUUGAGCUCGAUGAGCACUGCACAACAGUGUGUUUGCGUGAAGAAAUGUGAAGCUAAGGUUAACUCAGAUCGAAGAAAAUCACAGGAGGCUUGUGGGAAUUGUACAAUCUACGAAUCCGUUCCUAAGGUGAUGUCGUGUAAAGCUAGAUGCCAAAACUUGAAGCGUUGCAGUUGCUGUUCAAAGUCCAGAAGAAAAUCGCUGUCAAACGAGAAUCUUUAUGUACCGCCCUGUGGAUUUUGUGAAAACGAAAGUAAGGAAUCUUUGGAGCUAAGGAAUUGCAAAGGAAACAGUCGAAAGGCAGUGUUUCCCAGACAGCCCGACCUAGAAGCAUCUCAGCUUUUAUCAGAUGAUUUUAAGCUUCAUUUACAGAACAUCCAGUAUUUACAAACAGCGGGAAAUAUUUUAUCUAUACCAAAACUAAAACAAGUUUGUGAGAGAGUACCAAAACUACAUCAGGAAUUUUGGGAAGUACCACUUAAUUUGCAGGAAAAAUGUUACGUUUCUGGCAGUCAGAGCAAAAAUAGGUAUAAAGGGGUACUGCCAAAUGAACAUAGUAGGGUACCUUUACCAGUUGGGGGAUAUAUACAUGCAAAUUACAUAAAAGGUCCCGACUAUACUGAAACCGCAUAUAUCGCUACACAGGGUCCAUUGUCCAAUACCUGUACGGAUUUUUGGGAAAUGGUCUGGUAUUCACAGUGCAAAUGUAUCGUAAUGCUAACGGGCUUGGUGGAAAAAGGUCGAAACAAGUGCGAACUCUAUUUUCCACUAGGAAAAAAAUCAGACAGCGAAGAGAAGUCUUUUUUAUACGUCAAAACAGCGAAGGUCCGAGACAAAUUCACCUUCGAACAGAAAAACUACACAGAAUACGACACAGAAAUCUUCGAAUUCGAGGAGAAAAACCACGUGACUUUCGGCAAGUACCAUAUAAGUUACGUCACGCAAAGAGACCUAGACGAAUGUCAAAUUAGGCAUUUGGAACUUCGAAAAACGGACGCCAGUAUCGAACCGCGGUUAAUCUACCACUAUUGGUUCAAUAACUGGCCGGAUCACAAGAUGGCCAAUCCCGAACAAGUGCUAAAGAUGGCCGUUGACGUUUUGGAUGUCAUCGAAGGCAUUAAGAGCGAUUCUAACCUAACUAAACGAAACAAUGAUGAUGACGAGGAGGUUUUUAGUAUAAACGUUAGUAAAAAGGAACAAUCUUGUGUUAAUAAAGAAGCAGGAAACAGUAAAUUUGAUCUCACGUGUAAUAGUGACAGAAAAAACAAUAUUUCCCAAGGUAUUAGUACAAAUAAUGUAGUCAAAACUACUAACGAAAACAGUAGGUUUAGUUUUAAUGUAACUAGCGAAAAAAGUACGGUUAGUUUUUCUAAUACCGUAGACAUUCGACGCAGUAAAACAGAGUUUUUAUAUACCAGUACAAACGAAAGUAGUGUAGGUUUAAGUUCGCACAAACAAAGGAAAAAGGUAGUUAACGAAAACCUAACCAAAGAAUGUUCGGUUUCCACAACUGUCACAUGUCAGGAAGACCAAACUAACACAAAUAAGAGUCGGGAAGGUUCUAUAUCGGAUUUUAAUAAAGAAACUCUUUCAAAUCGGUGUAGCCUGGACUCGAAAUUAGGAAAUCUAAACAAAAUCAGCGAUUUUAAGAGUCAGUUUACUAGGCACGAACGAAAAAAAUCGGCAGAGCAUAUCAAACUGCCUGUGGUAGUUCACUGUAGUGCCGGAAUAGGUCGUACCGGGUGCUUUUUGGCGAUUUUAAACGGGAUUCAACAGUUAAAGAGUAAUAAUAACGUAGACGUGUUGGCUAUUUUGUGUUCUCUUAGGUUAAACCGGGGUGGUAUGGUACAGAACGCCGAGCAGUAUGAACUGAUUCAUCGGGUUUUGCGAUUGUACAGUGAGAGUAUAUAACAAAAAUCUGUUUGAAGUGGGAUAAUGAUGGUUCAAGGUCAAUCUGGAAAUUGUGUCAAAAAUAUGACACCAAUGUAUUAAGCCCCGCCUUACUAUAGGUGUAUUUUCCGCCGGUGUUGCCAUCAUUGGAGGAAAUCGUAAACAACCGGUAUAAUAUAUAAAUAGCGGCUAUAAGAAAUAGAAUUAUUA